GACAGUUUCCAGCUGAACUCCAGUGGGUGUCGGGGUCAGGAAGAAUUUUCUCAUCCAUCGUCAUUGUACCAAUUGUCUAUAAAAAAUAUUGUGUGAGUCAGGUUCUGCCUUCAAAUGGAGGCUAUCUAAUUGCAAACCACAGUUCAUCAGCAUAAAGGUAAAAAUGAAUGACUCUGACGUUUUCAAGAGUAAAAGCAAAGACCAAACAGAUGGUCCAGUGAUGAGUCUGGGCAGCAAGAAAGGCGUCAGGGUAACUGGGAAACAUUUGCCUCCAGAGGACCUGAGCAGCAGUUCAGAAGGUCCAGAAAUUGUUCAUUCAUCUCUCAGUACCCAGAAAACUUCAGAGGCUCCUGCAAUCGUCUCCAUUGUUCCUCUGCCUCAAACGUCUCCAGAGCAGGCUGGUGGUCUCAGGGUGGAUGAACAUGACGACUGGAGAAGAGAAACAUCCUCUCAGACUGGGGCCUUCUUUAAUAAGAUGGGUGUUCACCGCCAGACCAUCGAAGAGCUGCAGACCAUCCUGAAGCACAGCCCUUUGCUCCAAUGUCCAGAAAGAGAAGACAGAAAACCAGGAGGUCCUUAUACGUACCUCCAUGAGAGCAGAAGCAGAGGAGGAGCUGACGGAUGGGAGGACAAUGGAAACCAUCACAGGACUUUCAGCACCUUCAAACCUCAGUUUGAUGCUACCAGAACAGGGGCCAGCUCCAGAGACAGCUCAUCUAUUCAGCUGCCUCCCACCAUGGAUUCAUCCAGCUCAUUCAGGUCCACCACCAAAACCAGUAGAGUGCCUGGAGUCAGGAUUGAUUCUAACAGCAGCUGCUGUGGAGAGACUGCAGAUUGUCACUCAGGUCAGAGCUCACAUUUAUUCUUAAUUUAAAUGAAAACACAUUCAUGAGCAGAUAGAUACAUUUUAGAUAAUGGUUUUAAUUUCCAAGACUG
Austrofundulus limnaeus is the source of this 936-nucleotide messenger RNA. RefSeq lists its product as uncharacterized. The record is from RefSeq and is a predicted model, not a curated record. The transcript is spliced from 2 exons. Lineage: Eukaryota; Metazoa; Chordata; Actinopteri; Cyprinodontiformes; Rivulidae. The coding region runs from base 164 to 874 and encodes 236 amino acids.